CCCACACAAAACCCCCACCUUAGCUUUCUUCGCUACUCUUUCAUUCUCACCAAGCCCCAUCCUCCCUCUCCUCUUCACUCUUCACUGCCAAUGUCUUCCCCUCUCUUCCCUUGAGCCUCAUACCUAACCAUUAACCAACAAUUAAAAAAAGAAGAAGUCCAACUUCAAGAACAGGCCCUCCUUUUUUGAUAUAAAUAAAGGAGCACCCACUCAUUCUCUGUCCUUUGAAACUAAGCCAAGAACUGCAGAAAAAGAAUUACAAGUAAAGUGUCUACUUGUGUAAGCCAAGAAAGAAUCAAGUUCUCUGUCUCUCUCUCUAUCGAUCUCCAGAUGGGUUUUUGGUCAGUGGUGUUGUUUACUUUGUUAGCCUGCGCAUCUGUCUCAAUAUCAGAUCCAAGUGAUGAAGCGUGCUUAACCCACUUAACUCAAUCCUUAAAAGACCCAACAAACUCACUUCAAAACUGGACAAAAUCAAAUUUUGCAAACCCAUGUUAUGGUUUCACUUCUUAUCUCCCUGGUGCUACUUGCAACAAUGGUCGCAUCUAUAAGCUUUCUCUGACAAACCUUUCUCUUCAAGGCUCCAUCUCUCCUUAUCUAGCAAACUGUACCAAUCUCCAGUCACUUGACCUCUCCUCUAAUCAAAUUACAGGCCCUAUCCCCGCAGAUUUGCAAUCCUUGGUCAAUCUUGCUGUGCUCAAUCUCUCCUCUAAUCGACUUGAUGGAGAGAUCCCACCACAGAUUACAAUGUGUGCUUAUUUAAAUGUCAUUGAUUUGCAUGAUAAUUUCCUCUCUGGUCAAAUCCCACAACAGCUUGGUCUUCUAGUAAGGCUAUCUGCUUUUGAUGUGAGCAAUAACAAGCUGUCUGGGCCAAUACCUGUUUCAUUAGGGAAUAGGAGCGGUAAUUUACCAAGAUUCAAUGCCACUUCUUUUCUUGGAAAUAAGGGUCUUUAUGGCUACCCUUUGCCUCCAAUGAAGACCAAAGGUUUGUCAGUUUUGGCCAUUGUUGGGAUCGGUUUAGGAAGCGGGUUUGCAAGUUUGGUCCUCAGUUUUACUGGGGUAUGCAUUUGGUUGAAGGUUACUGAACAAAAGUUGGCACUCGAAGACGGCAAGAUUAGCCAGCUUAUGCCUGAUUAUUGAUAUUAAUCAAGUUUGUUUAGGUUAUUACAAUUCAAGAUUAUUACUAAGGUUGGGCUAACUGAUGUUCUUAAUUUUAUUUCCUCUUUUCUUUUUUUUUUCCUAAAGUUAGCAGUUGUAUUUUACUAAUUUUUAGAGGGUUUUUGUUCUGUCCCACCCCCACCCCCCCCAUCCACUCUUUCUUUUUCUCCUGAAGCCUUUUGGAACCUUUUCUCUUUACAUUUCCCUUAUAGUAGUAAGCAUUUAUUUUUGUCCAAAAUGAACAGUGUAUAAAUUAAUUCAAAGGAGAAACACUGCAGUUUCUUUCAGUCGUUU
Populus euphratica (Euphrates poplar) is the source of this 1449-nucleotide messenger RNA. RefSeq names its product probable LRR receptor-like serine/threonine-protein kinase At1g34110. Gene Ontology annotation, molecular function: protein binding. The record is from RefSeq and is a predicted model, not a curated record. Lineage: Eukaryota; Viridiplantae; Streptophyta; Magnoliopsida; Malpighiales; Salicaceae. The transcript has a single exon. Bases 331 to 1137 code for a protein of 268 amino acids.